AUGGCAGAUAAUGCCCCUAUUGAUGUCAUUCAGUCACAUCAAGACGACCGGGACUCGGUAACGAGCUCUAGACAUGCGGCCGAGAACCCGCAAUCCUCGUUUACCGCACAACCUGACCCCGACGAGAAGUACAAGCAUGACGUACCCCCCGAUGGUGGUUAUGGCUGGGUUUGUGUCGCGUGUGUAUUCUGGAUCAACGCCCAUACCUGGGGAAUCAAUAGCAGCUACGGCGUUUUCCUGAGCUACUAUCUCUCUCAUAAUGUUUUCCCCAACACAUCAUCUCUCGACUACGCCUUCACAGGCGGUCUCAGCAUUUCCUGCGCGCUCCUCGUCGCCCCAGUAGCAACAUUCCUCAUCCAAUUAUAUGGCACCCGCCUCGUUCUAAACACAGGCGUCUUCUUCGAAACCCUCUCCUUAAUCGGCUCCUCCUUCGCCACACAGAAAUGGCACAUCUUCCUCAGUCAAGGCGUCUGCUUCGGCUGGGGAAUGGGAUUCCUUUUCGUCGGCAGCGUCGGCAUCGCACCACAAUGGUUCCAGAAACGCCGCAGUGUCGCAAUGGGCAUCACAGCCGCAGGCUCAGGUCUCGGCGGUUUAAUCUAUUCGCUAGCAGUUGGAGCGAUUAUCCCACGCUAUGGACUCGGCUGGGCGUUCCGGAUUCUCGGAAUCGUAUCUUGUGUCGUGAAUCUUGUUUGCGGGAAUUUGCUUCGUGAUCGCAACAAGCUUGUCGGGAGUCGGUUCACGGCUUUCCAUUUCCCGUUGCUGCGUCGGCCUGAAUUCUUACUUUUCUUGGGAUGGGGCUUCUUCAGUAUGCUAGGUUAUGUGGCACUGCUGUUCAGUGUGGCCAACUUUGCGCUCUCGGUUGGAUUAACUUCGCAUCAGGGGAGUGUUGUUUCGGCACUCUUGAAUCUGGGACAGGGUCUUGGUCGUCCUUGUGUUGGGAUGUUCAGUGAUAGUCUGGGCCGUAUCAAUAUUGCUACAUUCCUGACGUUCAUUUGUGGCCUCUUCUGUCUUGUUAUUUGGGUCUUUGCUGAUAGCAUGGGUGUGGUUUGUUUCUUUGCUGUGCUUGUGGGCACUGUCUCGGGGACAUACUGGGCAACUGUCUCACCGGUGCUGGCGGAGAUUAUUGGGCUGAGAGAUUUGCCGUCUGGUUUGAGUAUUACUUGGCUGUGGCUUGUUGCGCCUUGCACGGUAUCAGAGGUCAUUGCAUUGGAGCUUCGUCGCCCUACUGCUGAUGGAGGGACUUCGUAUCUGCAUGUACAAAUUUUCACAGGAUUUAUGUACAUAGCCGCUUCGCUUUGUCUAUGGCUUGUUCGUGGUUGGAAGGUCGGGGAGCUUGAGCGUGCUGAACAGAGACGGGAGUCCGUUGCGCAGCAGGGGCCUUUGACUAAAAAUCCUGAUGGAAGCAAGCAAAGUCGCCCUGCGACUAUCUCGUCUGUCUCUGAAGCUGGGGCUUUGGAGACACAAUUAUGGGCUCCAACGAGCAUGGCACGAAGAAUGGUCACACUAAAAAGGGUAUAA
Penicillium pulvis is the source of this 1518-nucleotide messenger RNA. Its product is annotated as MCT family MFS transporter. Gene Ontology annotation, biological process: transmembrane transport. The transcript has 2 exons. The record is from RefSeq and is a predicted model, not a curated record. NCBI's taxonomy places the organism in Eukaryota, Fungi, Ascomycota, Eurotiomycetes, Eurotiales, Aspergillaceae. The coding region runs from base 1 to 1518 and encodes 505 amino acids. Gene Ontology annotation, molecular function: transmembrane transporter activity.